This is a messenger RNA of Penicillium oxalicum, 693 nucleotides long. RefSeq lists its product as uncharacterized. The record is from RefSeq and is a predicted model, not a curated record. The transcript has 2 exons. NCBI's taxonomy places the organism in Eukaryota, Fungi, Ascomycota, Eurotiomycetes, Eurotiales, Aspergillaceae. The coding region runs from base 1 to 693 and encodes 230 amino acids.
AUGGCAAUUCUUCCCAUCCCGCAUCUCACCCAGUCCGUUCUCACAACACCUCUUCCCUUUCAGUCCCAAAGAGACCUCCAACAAUGCUUCUCCCCAGGCCCAACCGUCAUCCACAUUCUGGCGCGGACGUCCCUCGCCGCCGCCACCAUCACCCCAGCCAACCGCCGACGCCGCACCUACGCUCUAUCUAUGACAUGUCCCCAAUGGCCGAAUCUCCUACACCAGAAACAAGCGGACCUCGUUCGGCUCGACGGCACUGAUCAAUGGCGCUCGAGCAACCGACAGUUAUACAUGCACGCAUCUCGGAUGUACAGCACCGCCAUUCAAGACCCAGCUACCCACCAUUUAGAUAUCCCCGUUGACACUUCCUCGUCCUAUCAAGCAAACUCCGCGUAUACAGUAAAAGCAAUGUCAUCAAUAUUGUUCGAAUGCACGAGGGUCAAUUUCGCUAUUGCUCCGUACGGACAUCGAACGAGUAGUGCCCCAACAACAACAAAGGCUGACAAAAUCCAGAAAUAUGUUGAUGAAGUUUCGGGAUAUGAUUAUGAGAAGGCAAUUGACGUCAUCCGCAGAGACAAUGCUUUGGCCACAGGAAAAGGUCUGCAAAAUCGAUACGACGAAACAAUUUUCUGGAAAAUCAUUCUCAAGGCUGCGGCGUUGCUCGAUCAUACAAAACUGCCGUCAGCGAAAUGA